Messenger RNA from Urocitellus parryii (Arctic ground squirrel), 2324 nucleotides. It is a transcript of the gene Slc16a7, whose product is annotated as solute carrier family 16 member 7. Lineage: Eukaryota; Metazoa; Chordata; Mammalia; Rodentia; Sciuridae. Gene Ontology annotation, biological process: plasma membrane lactate transport. Gene Ontology annotation, cellular component: basolateral plasma membrane. The record is from RefSeq and is a predicted model, not a curated record. Gene Ontology annotation, molecular function: lactate transmembrane transporter activity.
AUGUUUAAUCACAUGAUGGAAAACACACUCGAAAGUGUGGCUACAUCAACUUCAGAGAAUCAGAAGAUUAAAUUUAGCAGUUCUAACUGCCAGGCUUGUUCACCUUCUUUGACCCAGGAUAUAAUUUAAGCUCCGCUCACUUUAUACUGUGAAAAGUAUGAACUAAUUGUGCAUGUCAAAGCAAGUUCUUCAAGAAGAGAGAGGGCUACCUUUCCCCUAUUUGAAAGAAGAGAGAAGGAAGGGCAAAGCAGAGAAUCUCUGGAGACGUGUGUGCAAGUUUGCUUCUGGCUAGAAGUUAAUGAUCAAUUGCCUCUCUGCUCAGCUCUGUGCUCAGAGAAAGAAGCAAACUUGGGUUCUCUCUAUUCAGAUAACGCAGAGCCUGUCUACCUCUCUUUCUUUGCUUUGCCUUCAAAUAUUGCACUUCARCACAAAGUGACUAGGCUAAAAGAUUCCACAAAAAAACCCAAAGAAAUCCAUUCAAGAGGUCAUCUAUCAACAGGUUACUUGAAUUUGAAAUACAGGAACGAAAUGCCACCAAUGCCAAGUUCCCCACCUUUAUACCCACCUCCUGAUGGAGGAUGGGGCUGGGUUGUGGUUGGAGCAUCUUUUAUCUCCAUUGGAUUUUCAUAUGCAUUCCCCAAAGCCGUCACAGUAUUCUUCAAAGAAAUUCAGCAAAUAUUCCACACCACGUACAGUGAAAUAGCAUGGAUAUCAUCCAUUAUGCUGGCUGUUAUGUAUGCAGGAGGUCCCAUCAGCAGUGUUUUGGUGAAUAAAUAUGGCAGCCGGCCAGUGGUGAUAGUAGGAGGCUUACUCUGCUGUUUGGGAAUGGUUUUGGCCUCUUUCAGUUCCAGUGUAGUAGAGCUUUACCUCACUGUGGGCUUCAUUGGAGGUUUAGGUUUAGCCUUCAACCUGCAACCAGCCUUAACAAUAAUUGGCAAGUACUUCUAUAAGAAACGACCCAUAGCGAAUGGAUUGGCCAUGGCAGGGAGUCCUGUUUUCUUAAGUACAUUGGCCCCUUUCAAUCAGUUCCUUUUUAAUAGUUACGGCUGGAAAGGAAGCUUCUUGAUUUUAGGAGGUAUAUUUUUGAAUGCCUGCGUGGCUGGGGCCCUCAUGAGACCCCUUGGCCCCAAACAAACUACUCAGUCGAAAAAUAAGAUUAGCAUAAGAGCAGAAGAUACAGAAUCGAAGAAAAUCCAACAGAAGAAAUCGACAUGGAACAAAAUUAACAAGUAUUUAGAUUUCUCCCUUUUUAAGCAUAGAGGAUUUCUGAUCUAUCUCUCUGGAAACGUCAUCAUGUUUCUGGGGUUUUUUGCCCCUAUCAUCUUCCUGGCUCCGUAUGCUAAAGACAGGGGAAUAGAUGAGUAUUCCGCAGCUUUCUUGUUGUCUGUUAUGGCUUUUGUUGAUAUGUUUGCCAGGCCUUGUGGAGGAUUAAUUGCAAACUCCAAACUUAUCCGUCCCCGAAUCCAGUACUUCUUCAGUUUUGCGGUCAUGUUUACUGGAAUCUGUCAUCUCUUGUGCCCCCUGGCACAGAGCUACACGAGCCUGGUGGUAUAUGCUGUAUUUUUUGGCUAUGGAUUUGGGAGUGUUAGCAGCGUCCUCUUUGAAACUCUCAUGGACCUUGUUGGAGCUCCAAGGUUUUCCAGUGCAGUGGGACUCGUCACCGUGGUAGAGUGUGGUCCCGUUCUUCUUGGCCCUCCUAUUGCUGGUAAAUUGGUGGAUAUAACUGGAGAUUAUAAAUACAUGUACUUAGCCAGUGGGGCUAUUGUGGUAGCCUCAAGUAUAUGGCUGCUCAUUGGUAAUGCUAUAAACUAUAGAUUGCUUGCAAAGGAAAGGAAGAAGGAAGAGGCAAUGAAGAAGCAAAUGAACACAGAGGAGUUCAGAGAAUCGGAACCCUUGAGCAAUGCUAAACAGGAUGAAGUUACUGUCAAAAUGCCAAAAGGAGAGAGUGCGCCCUCAGAAAGAGAAACUAAUAUUUAACAAGAAUCACACCUCUGAUUUCAGUAUUCAUGAAUUUACUUAGAAGUUUGCUUCUGUUUUGCAAAAUAUUGAAAAGGUUUUUAGUUGAAACAAGCAGCCACAGAUAAGAAUGGAAAUGAGAUUUUACUSGAUGGCAAAUUGUAAACUAGUUCCUAAAAAUUUGUUUGGAUAGUUAAAUUUUGAGGUUAUGCAUACAAAGAAUCCAUGCAACGAGUUUAUUUCCAUGCUCAACUCAGAAUGUGGUGGUUGAAAUACAAAUUUUAAAGUCUUCCAGGCAGGGACUUCUAGUGUCCAUUAUAGAAUGAGAUCUAAAUCUCAAACCCUGAUAUAAUUACUUAAAAAGAGAA